UGUUAAAAACUGAAAUCCAUAUAGUUCCCUGUUUUUUUCAUUUAUUUACUUCCCCCUGUUACGUGCUAACAUUAGAUUUCAGAUCCGACGCCUGCUCUGCUCUGCUGUCUUGUCCGACAUCAAAUUCCAUACCGGAGCUCAACUCUCUCGCUCUCCGCCGACGCCUGAGAACAAGAUCUCGUCUCUAGAAAGGUACGUUCUUUGAUCAAAUCCGAUCCCAUCAAUUUUAUCUCUGCUUACAUCCUCGCAUUUUGCGAAAACCAUGAGCUCCAAUUAUGGGAAAGGUUCAUCUGGUUCGCUAAAAUCCUUCGAUUUCGAUCUCGGCCUCGGAUCGGGCCGACCCAAAUCCCUCAACGACCAAAAGAACAAAACCACUUCUUCCUUUUCAUCUUAUUCAUCAGCAACAUCUGCACCAUCGAAGCCCGCAUGGCAACCCAACAAACCGUCGUGGACCCAUCAACCCGCCCCGAAUCAGGCCAGCCAAGCCGCGAUAUCGGGUCCCACUUCCAUGGUGGGAGACAUCUUUGGGAAGAGCUGGUCCUCUUCGGGAGGUAAUAGCUCUGGGAUUGGAAUUGUUAACAAGAACCCUAAUUUGUUUGGAGAUUUGGUUAGCUCUGCUUUGGGACAGGGAAAGAGUAAUAGUAAUUCUAAUGUUCCUUUGAAAAAUGCAAAUCCAACUCCUAAUUCUUCAAGUAAAAACCCAUAUUCAAUGGGGAAUUUGGCUGAUUCAUUGCCAAAAAGUAGUGGAAAUUGGGGAACUUCUAGUGGAUAUAAUAAUAAUAGCAAUGGUAUUGGUGGUAGUAGUAAUAUUAAUGUCAAUAUUAACAAUAGUAAGAAUCAGAAUCUUGGGGGAGCUUCCAUGAAAAGUAUGGCUGGAGGAGCAGCAGGUGGAGGUAAAAGUGGGAUUGGUUCUAAGGAUCCUUUUGGUUCUUUGGUUGAUUUUUUAUCAAAACCAUCAGGGACCCUUAAUUCAGGAAGUAAUAAAGGGAAUAAGGCAAAUGUUGCACAUGAUGCAUUUGGGGAUUUUCAGAAUGCUUCAAAACCGAGCACAACUGCAUUUCCUUCUAGCGGUUUCAGUGCAUUUGGGGAUUUUCAGAAUGCUUCAAAACCAAGCACAAUGGCGUUUCCUUCUAGCAGUUUUGGUUCAACUUCGAAUACGAAUGAUUCUGGUAUGCCUGCAAAGAAUGUUGGAUCUCAAAGUCAACCAUCUGUUCAAAGCUCGGGCGGUGAUCCUCUCGAUAUGUUCUUCUCGUCAUCUUCAGCUUCUGGAGGUUCUGCUCAAGCAUCUGGUGGAGGUGGAGGGCAGCAAUUUUCUGAAGUUGAUUGGGGAUUGGAUUCUGAGUUUGGAGGAGCAGGAGGAGGAAAUGAUGGUGGCUCGACAACAGAGCUUGAAGGGCUUCCUCCUCCCCCGGCUGGGGUCACUGCAAAUUCUGCAAAGAGCAAGGGUAUCGACAACCAGAAGCAAGGGCAGUAUGCUGAUGCCAUUAAGUGGCUGUCAUGGGCAGUGGUUCUUCUUGAAAAGACAAAUGAUAAGUCUGGCACCAUGGAGGUUUUAUCAUGUAGGGCUUCAUGCUAUAAAGAAGUUGGGGAGUAUAAGAAGGCUGUAGCUGACUGUUCAAAGGUGUUAGAGCACGAUGAGAGCAAUGUGUCUGUCCUCGUACAGCGUGCCCUCUUGUAUGAAAGCAUGGAGAAAUACAAGCUUGGGGCCGAAGAUCUGAGAACCGUUCUGAAGAUUGAUCCUGGUAAUAGAAUUGCAAGAAGUACUGUCCAUCGCUUGGCUAAAAUGGCGGACUAGAAGGUCUUUAUGAUUCAUUUGUUUGUAUUAGCUUUCUUCACGUAGGUUGAUACCUUUUUGCCCUCAUACUAUGAACAGAAUUAAGGGGGAAUAAUAACCUUUUUCCCUGGAUACAUGUGUCUUUCAAUUUGUCUCGUUGCGGAGGGUUUUCGUGGUUCAAUAUUAUAUCUUGUCUUGGUUGUGAUUUGGAAUUGGCUUGUCUUUGAUAUUUCUAGAUAGCUUUGGAGCAUGCUUUCGGAACAAAUAUAUAUGGUUCGGUUCAUUGUAUGCUUCGGGUAGAAGUAUACGAACUCUGUUACAACAGUUUAUGGUAUUGUAUUGGAUGGUGUUUUCUUUUCUGGUGAUGAUGUACAAUGUUCAUUUUGUUUAAUGGAUUUUAUGUUAAGACCUAA
Gossypium raimondii (Peruvian cotton) is the source of this 2187-nucleotide messenger RNA. RefSeq lists its product as uncharacterized. The record is from RefSeq and is a predicted model, not a curated record. Gene Ontology annotation, molecular function: protein binding. Bases 263 to 1795 code for a protein of 510 amino acids. NCBI's taxonomy places the organism in Eukaryota, Viridiplantae, Streptophyta, Magnoliopsida, Malvales, Malvaceae. The transcript is spliced from 2 exons.